AUGGCGUCUGUCUUCGAAGAAGUCAUUGCCAACCAGCCUCUUGUCAUUGAUAAUGGCACUGGCCUUUUGAAGACCGGCUUUGCGGGCGACGACACCCCCAAGGCAAUUUGCCCCACCUUCGUGGGGCGGCCAAAACACAAAAGAGUCAUGGCUGGAGCUGCAGAGGGAGAUGUCUUCGUAGGGCCGAAAGCCGAAGCUAUGCGGGGCCUGCUGCGGCUGCGGUACCCCAUGAGGCACGGCAUAGUGGAGGACUGGCUGGACAUGGAGACUCUGUGGGGCUUCGUCUUCAGCAACUUGAACGUCAACUCCGAAGAACACCCAGUGCUGCUCACGGAGAGCGCCUUGAACCCGCGGAGACAGCGCGAAAAAGCUGCAGAGAUAUUUUUCGAAACUUUUAAUUCUCCAGCUCUUUUCUUUUCCGCCCAGCCCAUCCUCGCUCUCUACAGCAGCGGGCGAACCACUGGUCUGGUCCUCGACUGUGGGGCCGGCGUGAGCCACGCAGUGCCCGUGGUCGAGGGCUUCUCGCUCGCGCAUGCAGUGCUGCGUGCGGACUUGGGGGGGCGGGACGUGACGGAGCGGCUGGCGAUUUUGCUGCGCAGGGCGGGGCACAUUUUCCACACCUCCGCGGAGUUUGAAAUAGUGCGCCAAAUCAAAGAACAGGCCUGCUAUGUGGCCUUCAAUCCCCAAAAGGAAGAAAUCACAACUCAAGACAAAAGCGGAGGCGGCUAUCCCUUCCAGCUGCCGGACGGGACCACCAUCUCGGUGGGGGCCGAGAGGUACAGGGCCCCCGAAAUUCUCUUCCACCCGUCCCUCGUAGGACUCGAGUACCCAGGCGUCCACGAGCUGGUCGUCAAUUCCAUUUCCAGAGCUGACCUUGACCUCAGGCGGACUCUUUUCUCCCAAAUUGUGCUUGCAGGAGGCAGCACUUACUUCCACGGCUUCGGUGACCGGCUGCUUAACGAGAUCCGCAAGGCGGCUCCCAAAGACAUCAAAAUUCGAAUUUCCGCGCCCCCAGAACGCAAGUUCUCCACUUGGAUCGGCGGAUCCAUUUUGGCAUCUCUUUCGAGUUUUAAGAAGAUGUGGGUCCCCAGACAAGAGUACGAGGAGUGCGGCCCCAGCAUUUUACACCGCAAGACUCUCUAG
Eimeria tenella is the source of this 1143-nucleotide messenger RNA. Its product is annotated as actin, putative. The record is from RefSeq and is a predicted model, not a curated record. Bases 1 to 1143 code for a protein of 380 amino acids. The transcript has 11 exons. Lineage: Eukaryota; Apicomplexa; Conoidasida; Eucoccidiorida; Eimeriidae.